Messenger RNA from Gavialis gangeticus (Gharial), 1570 nucleotides. It is a transcript of the gene BCKDHB, whose product is annotated as branched chain keto acid dehydrogenase E1 subunit beta. The record is from RefSeq and is a predicted model, not a curated record. Lineage: Eukaryota; Metazoa; Chordata; Crocodylia; Gavialidae. Bases 35 to 1234 code for a protein of 399 amino acids. Gene Ontology annotation, molecular function: catalytic activity. The transcript is spliced from 13 exons. Gene Ontology annotation, biological process: response to nutrient; branched-chain amino acid catabolic process.
GAGCAGUGGCCGUGGUCCCCCCACUUCGGCGACCAUGGCGGCAAUGGGGCUGCGUAGGGCAGCGGUGGCGGCCCUGGAAGGCGGCCUGCUGGGCCGGGUCCCUGCCCCCUCGGCAACCGCGGCACGGAGGCACGCGGCGCACUUCACCUUCCAGCCGGACCCAGCGCCCAGCGCCCACGGACAAACUCAGAAAAUGAAUCUCUUCCAGUCUGUAACAAGUGCCUUGGAUAAUGCCUUAGCCAAAGAUCCUACUGCAGUAAUAUUUGGUGAAGAUGUAGCCUUUGGUGGAGUCUUCCGGUGUACUGUUGGCUUACGAGACAAAUAUGGUAAAGACAGAGUUUUCAAUACACCAUUGUGUGAACAAGGAAUAGUUGGAUUUGGUAUUGGAGUUGCAGUUACUGGUGCUACAGCCAUUGCAGAAAUCCAGUUUGCUGACUACAUUUUUCCAGCAUUUGAUCAGAUUGUUAAUGAAGCAGCAAAAUAUCGCUAUCGCUCUGGAGAUCUCUUCAACUGUGGAAGUCUCACAAUACGAGCACCUUGGGGUUGUGUAGGUCAUGGUGCAUUAUAUCAUUCUCAAAGUCCAGAAGCCUUUUUUGCCCACUGUCCAGGAAUAAAGGUUGUUAUUCCAAGAAGUCCUGUCCAGGCCAAAGGAUUGUUACUGUCAUGCAUAGAAGAUAAAAACCCCUGCAUAUUCUUUGAACCUAAAAUACUUUACAGAGCAGCAGUGGAACAAGUUCCUGUGGAGCCAUACUAUAUUCCGCUGUCUCAAGCUGAGGUGCUGCAGGAGGGAAGUGAUGUUACUAUGGUUGCCUGGGGAACUCAGGUGCAUGUAAUCAAAGAGGUAGCAGCCAUGGCUCAGGAAAAGCUUGGUGUGUCCUGUGAAAUAAUUGAUCUGAAGACUAUUUUGCCCUGGGAUACCGAGACUGUUUGCAAGGUGCAUAUGCCUGUGUUUUCUAUAGUUACGAUUACAGCAUAUAGUCUCCCUAAAGUAGACUUCAGCUGUCUGUCGGUGGUGAAGACUGGACGAUUACUGAUCAGUCACGAGGCCCCUUUGACAGGAGGCUUUGCAGCUGAGAUUAGUUCUACUGUUCAGGAGGAAUGCUUCUUGAAUCUUGAGGCUCCUAUUUCAAGAGUAUGUGGUUAUGACACUCCGUUUCCACACAUCUUUGAACCUUUCUACAUCCCAGACAAAUGGAAAUGCUAUGAUGCCCUUCGACAAAUGAUUAACUAUUGAUAAAACAGAUGGGAGAAUGAUUGCAUUCAAAAGUCUUCUUCAGAGCUUUUGGCAUCUACUCAGCUCUAUUUGUCCUGGAAGUCCCAUAGCAGAUUGUUUUCUGUAAAGUCAACCAUUGUGAAUGCUCACCUUGGCUAGUCUUCAAAAGCUCAGAUUAUAAAAUCAAUGAUGGACAGGUGAUUGCUGUAAUAAAUAGACUCAGAUGUAUUUAAAAAUAAUUCAGAUGCAGUAGGAACUUUACCGACUUCAGUGCUUUGCUAGGACACAUCUUCAAAUGACUUCACUGUGUAAAUAUUAGAUGUGGGAUUGUAUUCAAUAAAACAUAUUGUGCUCAAG